Messenger RNA from Anisakis simplex (herring worm), 225 nucleotides. The record is from the annotation of a GenBank genome assembly. Lineage: Eukaryota; Metazoa; Nematoda; Chromadorea; Rhabditida; Anisakidae.
AUGAAUGACUUGGUAUUAGGUAAGAUGAAUAUGAUUGAAGGCGUAUCCGGUGAAUUGCAUUAUGAAGAGCAUAAAGAGUAUGUCUAUGAUACAACCUCUACGGCAACAUUAAAAGUACCCCAGGGCAAGUACCAAAGUGUUGUCACACAACGGGCCCGGGCACAUAUCGUCAAGCAUUCACCAUGUGAAUUCUCACUGAAGGUAUUUUCAUUAGUGAAGUAUUAA